AAAAUUGCUUUCUCCAAAAUUUUAUACAGUGCCACCCAAUCCUCAAGAUCAAGCCAUUUAUUAGUUGAAACCUUUUUCUCUUUAAUUUUGAUAGUCUUCUCUUGAACAGUAACAACAGCCGUAACUAAACAAUCAUUCGAAGCCUACGAACACAGCUUCUGUUUUACUUGUGCAGAUGCAAGAUCGUCUAUUGACAGCUGUUAGCAGCUGUUAAAUGAGAUACCUUAAUUACUUCCAAAUAUUGACCAUCACGAAACAUUUUUAAAAUAUAUUAAGUUCUAUCGAUGAUCUUUUUAAUAUCGCCGCUUGUCACCUUGGCUCCGGUAUUAUGUCAACGUAAUGCAGCGACUCACACAUGUCAGAUAUAUACCAUACUAACUUUAAAGAAAGAAUAAAAGCAAUAAUGUCAGAGAAAAAGCCAAAUAUUUUAGAAAGAUUUAUCAUUUUUAGCGAAACAGACACCAAGACGUUGAAGAUAUUCAGUUAUGGAAUUGCUAGUAUAAGCUUAAUGAUUGCACUCUAUCGAAUUAGACCUUUUGCUAAAUUUAGAAAACCAUCUAGCAUACCAUCUCGCUUUUUACAAAGAAAAGUUCAACUUCAAGGUACUGUGAUACGUAUAGAACCUAAUUAUGGUACACUUUUAAUGGUUGAUCACAAACCAUUAAUACCUUUACCUCGACUAAGUAGUCCAACAUAUUUACCAAUUAAAGUAGCUGGUCUUGAUGUAACAGCUAAUGGUAUUAGUUGGUUGCAAACAAUUGUUAGUGGAAAAGAAAUAACUUUCAUACCUUUAGCCACAGAAAAAGACUAUGUAACUUGUAUAGUAUCUAUAGACCGAAAUAAGGAACAAAUAAAAGUUGGUGAAGAAUUAGCAAAACUUGGUUUUGCUAUAGUAGCAAAAGAUUCUCCAAAAACAUUAAUACAAGAUAAAGACAUCGUAAGCUAUCAUAAGUGUUUAUUGAAAGCACAAAAAUGGGCACAAAAUAAAAGAAAUGGACACUGGCAUUUUGUUAAAAAUCCUACAAUUUUAUGGCGAAUCCAACAGAAUUUAAAUAAUAAAUUGAAAUCAAUACUGCCUACAUUUAUAACACAACAACUUAAUAUUUAACUACAGGUUUUUAAUUCUUCUAAUUCUAUAAAUCUUAAUUUAAAAAAAGCUUAUAUACGUUUUUGUAAUAGAUUAAAAAUAUUUAUAGCAAUAGUAAACAUAUAAUAGUUUUAAAUAUGUACUUAAAUAUGUACUUCCAAAUUUUAAGCUUGUUCCUGGAGAAGCAAUAACCGAAAUCCUAGAAGUAAAAGACAAUAUUUAAAAAAGCAAA
Molecule: messenger RNA, 1319 nt
Organism: Bombus pyrosoma
Lineage: Eukaryota; Metazoa; Arthropoda; Insecta; Hymenoptera; Apidae
Exons: 7
Coding region: 356-1108 (250 amino acids)
Source: RefSeq, a predicted model, not a curated record